AUGGCAGAAAACCGAGAGCACCGAGGGGCCGCGGAGCCUGAGCUGGAUCCAGUGGAGUACACCCUUCGGAAGCGACUGCCUCAUCGCCUGCCCCGGAGGCCCAAUGAUAUUUAUGUCAACAUGAAGACUGACUUUAAGGCCCAGCUGGUCCGCUGCCAGAAGCUGCUGGACGGCGGGGCGCGGGGUCAGAAUGCAUGCACUGAGAUCUACAUUCAUGGCUUGGGCCUGGCCAUCAAUCGUGCAAUCAACAUCGCCCUCCAGCUGCAGGCGGGCAGCUUCGGCUCCUUGCAGGUGGCUGCCAACACCUCCACAGUGGAGCUUGUUGACGAUCUGGAACCAGAGACUGAUGCCCGAGAGCCGCUGACCCGCAUCCGAAACAACUCCGCCAUCCACAUCCGAGUGUUCAGGGUCACACCGAAGUAA
Molecule: messenger RNA, 423 nt
Organism: Pipistrellus nathusii (Nathusius's pipistrelle)
Lineage: Eukaryota; Metazoa; Chordata; Mammalia; Chiroptera; Vespertilionidae
Source: the annotation of a GenBank genome assembly